Molecule: messenger RNA, 551 nt
Organism: Ceraceosorus guamensis
Lineage: Eukaryota; Fungi; Basidiomycota; Exobasidiomycetes; Ceraceosorales; Ceraceosoraceae
Exons: 1
Coding region: 90-461 (123 amino acids)
Source: RefSeq, a predicted model, not a curated record
AGUGGACCAUCAUGGCUCUCUUCGAUCGUAUGAUCGGCGAAUGGAAGUACUAGCCAUCAAGGGCGCAUGGCUAGAUUUUCCCGACGCACAUGACAAGCGCAAGUCGUUUCUCCUCAAUGUCACCAGUGACGCGUCGUCUCUCUCAAGAGUCAUCUCAUUGUGAUGACUACGGGAAUGAUCAAAAAUUGCGCGCGAGCAUGUGCAAGGUGUCGCUCGAGAGAGGCAUUGACGGCGAUGACGACACGGUGGACACGUUGCGCUACCGGAUGACUGGCUGUGGGAUGCUCAGCUGGUUGCUGUUGGGUGGUCCUAUUGCCGUCUGUGCGUACAAGACGAUUACUGCUGUUGAACUCGCCCACAUGCGACCUCUUUUGCCUCUUGAUACAUUCCUUUCCGCUGAUUUCCAGCUUAGCAGCUGCUUUGCUCCUCAGACUCUGGGUGCUCUGCCAGGUAUUGCAUGAUGCGACGGUGGAGCUAGGUAACGCAUUUCAGUGAGCAUCAACCCCGAUGCUCUCCGCGUGCCAUCCCCUAUCCUUACUGACCGCGUUCUC